GCCCUCGCCCGCAAACCCAAACACUCCCGGCUCCUGCUGCGCGCCGGCUGCGCGUGAUCGCCCCGCCGUGCCGCCGUCGGCGUCCGAACGUGCGCGGCCCCAGGCCGGCUCGCCACAGGGGCCCGCGGCCCGGGCCGAGCGAUGCUGCUGCUGGCGGCCGCCUUCCUUGUGGCCUUCGUGCUGCUGCUCUACAUGGUGUCUCCGCUCAUCAGCCCCAAGCCCCUCGCCCUGCCCGGGGCGCAUGUGGUGGUCACGGGAGGGUCCAGUGGCAUCGGGAAGUGCAUUGCUAUCGAGUGCUACAAACAAGGUGCAUUUAUAACUCUGGUUGCCCGAAAUGAGGACAAGCUUCUGCAGGCAAAGAAAGAAAUUGAAAAGUACUCCAUAAAUGAUAAACAGGUGGUACUUUGUAUAUCAGUUGAUGUAUCUCAAGACUAUAACCAAGUGGAGAACGUUAUAAAACAAGCACAGGAGAAGCUGGGGCCAGUGGACAUGCUGGUGAACUGCGCGGGGAUGUCCGUGGCAGGGAAUUUUGAAGAUCUUGAAGUGAGCACUUUCGAAAGACUGAUGAACCUCAAUUACCUGGGCAGUGUGUACCCAAGCCGAGCCGUCAUCACCACCAUGAAGGAGCGUCGCGUGGGCAGGAUCGUGUUCGUGUCCUCCCAGGCUGGGCAGCUGGGGCUGUUUGGCUUCACAGCUUACUCUUCGUCCAAGUUUGCCCUGCGGGGAUUGGCUGAAGCUUUGCAGAUGGAGGUGAAGCCGUACAAUGUCUACGUCACAGUUGCCUACCCGCCAGACACAGACACCCCCGGACUUGCCGAAGAAAACAAAACAAAGCCUUUGGAAACUCGACUUAUUUCCGAGACCACAUCUAUUUGCAAACCAGAACAGGUGGCCAAACAAAUUGUUAAAGAUGCCAUACAAGGAAACUUCAGUAGUUCCAUUGGCUCCGACGGGUACAUGCUGUCUUCCCUGACCUGCGGCAUGGCGCCCGUGACUUCCAUUACAGAAGGACUGCAGCAGGUGGUCACCAUGGGCCUUUUCCGCACGAUCGCUUUGUUUUACCUUGGAAGUUUCGAUAGCAUAAUCCGCCGGUGCAUGAUGCAGAAAGCAAGAUCUGAAACAACAGACAAAACUGCCUAAUCCUUCCUUACCCCAUGGGAAAAGACUUCUUUCCAAAUAAUUCGAACAGCUUGCUGCUAAAUGGGACCCGGUUUGUGACCUGAAAACACUUACCAUGUUGUUCUGGAUGUAUGAGAUUGGCCCACGGGGCUUGAGAAACCUGGCUGCGGGGCACGGAGGUACAAGUCCGAGCGCAGACAGUGUCAGGAGUCCCACACGACUCCGAACAGUAGAUGCAGUGAUUGUCUGAGGUGGACAGGUGGUGGUGUGCGCCCGGACAGCAAGUGGACAGUGUAAAGGACAGAAUUUUCAGAAUGACCACUUCAAAUGUUUUCUAUUUAUUGUGACCCUAACCCUACCCCUGCCCCAGACACAGACCAAGUCCAGAAACGUACAGGAAGUCUUGGGGACUUUUUUAAACCUCCCAUGAAAGCCAGUGUAUGGGUUUCUGGGGCUUUUUUUUUUUUCACUUGGUCUGUUUGAUUCGAGAAGAGUUUUACAUGCGCCAGGAAGUCUAAGCAUGGCUGACACCUAAGUGCUGUCCUGGGGACUGCCUGCUGCAGCCGCUGCAAGCUCUGGUCUUCUCUCUUUGAUCCCAAUGAGGUCCCAGGGGGAUGAGCGAGGGCACUGCGGUGGAAGGUAAGGAGAUUAAUAUUUUCCAGUAGAAAAAGCAGUGCUUUCUUGUCUUCUUUAGACUCAGACAUCUGGGAACUUUGAAUUUUUUUAAUUUCUGGGGAAAGGCAGCCUCCUUAAAUGUCUCUGAAGAGAAAUGAAAACAUUAGACGCUUAAAAGUUUACAACUUCUUCAGUAGCCAUGCUGAUCUGAAGCCUACCUGUUCUAGCUUAGUGUCUACUUACUCCUCCCACUUCUUCCUUCCCAAUUCUGCUAAUAUGGCUGUUCAAGUUCUCAUAAAAGAAAAAAAAAAAAAGACCAGCUACGAUUUUUUUCUUUACUUGACUUUUAAAAUUAAUUCCUGAAUGAAUUAAAACCAAUGAAAACAUGACAGAGUGUGACAUUCUUCUCCUUGAAGUAGAUCUGCAGCUGUCAGGGAAGGCUGGUGAGCACUCACAGGAACUGAUGUUGGAAGGGAGAAAAGCCAAGGCUGCUUUUGAACAGACAAGUUGUGGAAAUCAGACGGUCAUCCGUUCUCCCUGUGACUCUGCCCCCGAAGACACCGCCUUCCCUGCUCACUCCCACAACAGGACAUGUCUUCAAAAGUUCAUGGAAAAUGUGUGUCAUGAAUAAACGUGUGGAUUUCCAACAAUUUUGCACCAAAAUAAACUUAGCUUUUUAUUCCCUUUUUUUUUUUUUUUCUCUAUUCCCAUGAACUGUGUGAAGUCCCCCUUUUCCCACCCUGGAAAUCCACUUGUUCCAUGAAUGUUUUCCCAGGUACAGGACCUGUUGUCCAUUUGAUGGAUUUCCACAGCAAGUGCCUAAGAUACAUCUUAGCCAAUUUCCCUGCUCAUCCCAUUCUCUGUAUGCACUCUGGCUUAAGCAACGCUGUCUGCCUCUCCAUGUUAUGUCCCCUCCGGACACAGACAGUAGUGCAUUCCAGUUCACUUUGGUGAGAGAGACCUCUGCUUUUGAUGAAGAAACUUUUUAUUGUAAGAUUAAAAAAUUCUGUAAAAGAGUGAGACCUGAAAAUUACAGCAAGUCUUUUUUUAAACUUGAGUUUUUGCAGCUCUUGACUUUAAAAUAACUUAAUUUUUU
Molecule: messenger RNA, 2830 nt
Organism: Ochotona princeps (American pika)
Lineage: Eukaryota; Metazoa; Chordata; Mammalia; Lagomorpha; Ochotonidae
Gene: KDSR
Product: 3-ketodihydrosphingosine reductase
Exons: 10
Coding region: 142-1140 (332 amino acids)
Biological process (GO): sphingolipid biosynthetic process
Cellular component (GO): endoplasmic reticulum membrane
Molecular function (GO): 3-dehydrosphinganine reductase activity
Source: RefSeq, a predicted model, not a curated record